Symbiodinium natans is the source of this 422-nucleotide messenger RNA. The record is from the annotation of a GenBank genome assembly. Lineage: Eukaryota; Dinophyceae; Suessiales; Symbiodiniaceae.
GCUUUGCAUGAAGCCGCUGAUCAUGGCAGCAUCCCUCGCGGUGGACAGUGCGCUGGGAGUAGUCUACUUUCCGCUUGCUGCGAGCCUCACUCCGAGCAAUGAAGACCUCGAAGAGUUUGGUGUUUUCAGCGGCGAUGACACAUCGACGAGGACGCACUCGCUGGCAGACUACGCAGCCACGCUUCUGGUUGCCGUUGUGGUCGCGGUCUUCUCGGAGAUCGUCUGCCCCGCAGGCUACGCAUGUAUACUGUCUAGCGCCCUCGCCGUGGGGCUUGCGGCUAUUCCGGGCGCCCAGGAGCGGUUCCCUGCUGGGGAGGCACUGGGCUGGCCCUUGUUGUACAUUUACUUCGCCUCUGCCGGCUUUACAGUGGGAGCGGUGGAAUUCCCGACGCUCCUGAAGUUCAGCCCUCUAAUUGAUUUCG